AUGGCCUCACCAGAGCGACCACCCCCUUCAAUUGCAUCUGCCACCACAAUGCGGCCUCCAACGACGGCUCUUCUUAUCUAUCCAGUGACAUUACUUGUGGGAUCGCUCUUUUCCGUCCUUUCUCCCACGGCCCAAGGCUCCAGGCAAAGCGCUCACAGGCGUCCCGCUCCACUGGCCCCCUCCAUCGCCUCCGACGUGAACCUUUCCCCCCCCAACCCGGUCAACUACUUCGCUCGCAAGGACAACAUCUUCAAUCUCUACUUCGUCAAGGUCGGCUGGCUCUGGACCACGCUCGCCUUUGUCUCCCUGCUCGUCUCCCAACCCGCCUACACCGCCCCUUCCGCGCACCAACCGCGCCGACUCGCCCAGGCCGCCCUCCGAUACACCCUGGCCACGCUGGUCUGGUACCUCACGACACAAUGGUUCUUUGGCCCCCCGAUAAUCGAUCGCAGUUUUGUGAUCACGGGCGGGAAAUGCGAGCGCGUUAUGGCAGAGACGUCGGGCAGUCCGGCGGCGGCUGUUGCGCAGGAGGAGUCUGUUUCUGCGGGAGUGGAGAAGCUGUUUACGGCGGCGGCUUGUAAGGCGGCUGGGGGGGCGUGGAUGGGGGGCCAUGAUGCUGUUGGAGCGAUGAAGGCUGUUUCUGCCGGGGUGGAGGGGGGUAAGAAGAUGGAUGGGGAGGUUUCUGAUCAGAGUGAAGGUGGGAAAGUGCAGGGUCAGAGUGAGGAGGAGGGGGAUUGGAUGCGGACUUGGUCUUUACGUUUGGUUGGGGCUGUCGUGGGUUUGGGAUGGUGGAUGCUGUUCAUGACUUCGAUUUGGUUCCACACGUGGUUGGAAAAGUGGUCUGGGCUGCUGAUUGCUCUUGGGACGGUCUACGUUAUUUAUAUCUUGCCGUUGAGUGUGCCGUCCUGGAGGGAUAUCGUAGGGAUCCCUGGGAUAUAG
Aspergillus thermomutatus is the source of this 939-nucleotide messenger RNA. RefSeq names its product putative inositol phospholipid biosynthesis protein Scs3. Gene Ontology annotation, cellular component: endoplasmic reticulum membrane. The coding region runs from base 1 to 939 and encodes 312 amino acids. The transcript is spliced from 3 exons. Gene Ontology annotation, biological process: lipid droplet organization; lipid storage; phospholipid biosynthetic process. NCBI's taxonomy places the organism in Eukaryota, Fungi, Ascomycota, Eurotiomycetes, Eurotiales, Aspergillaceae. The record is from RefSeq and is a predicted model, not a curated record.